Messenger RNA from Aspergillus homomorphus CBS 101889, 438 nucleotides. RefSeq names its product serine hydrolase domain-containing protein. The record is from RefSeq and is a predicted model, not a curated record. NCBI's taxonomy places the organism in Eukaryota, Fungi, Ascomycota, Eurotiomycetes, Eurotiales, Aspergillaceae. Bases 1 to 438 code for a protein of 145 amino acids. The transcript is spliced from 2 exons.
AUGCAGCUAGUAGAGCAAGGCAAGCUUGCGCUGGACGACAGCGCACAACUGGAAGCAUUGCCGCCGGAGCUGCGAGACGUGAAGGUGUUGCAAAGCGAUGGCAGCGGGGGGGUGAAGCUGGUCGCUAAGGAGAGACGGUUGACGCUGCGGAUGCUCCUGAAUCAUACAUCCGGCUUCGGCUACGCCUUCGAAGACCCCAAGCUCCUGGGAUGGUCGCGACCCAUCGAACCAGACGACUUCUCGAGCAACGUGCACGACGUGCUGCACCGACCGCUGCUCAAGCAGCCCGGAACCAAUUUAAAGUACGGAGUCGGACUGGACCGGGUGGGUCGGCUCGUGGGGCGCUUGACGGGCCUCUCGCUGGAAACAUACUUCCAGACCUUCAUUCUGCGGCCCCUGGAGAUCCAGCGUAUCACCUUCUUCCGACGGAAGAUAUGA